Penicillium paradoxum is the source of this 630-nucleotide messenger RNA. It is a transcript of the gene ura6, whose product is annotated as uridylate kinase ura6. NCBI's taxonomy places the organism in Eukaryota, Fungi, Ascomycota, Eurotiomycetes, Eurotiales, Aspergillaceae. Gene Ontology annotation, biological process: CDP biosynthetic process; UDP biosynthetic process; 'de novo' pyrimidine nucleobase biosynthetic process. The transcript has a single exon. Gene Ontology annotation, molecular function: UMP kinase activity; ATP binding. The record is from RefSeq and is a predicted model, not a curated record. Gene Ontology annotation, cellular component: nucleus; cytoplasm. Bases 1 to 630 code for a protein of 209 amino acids.
AUGGCCACCCCCCGCUUCUCCACAAACGACGUAACCGUCGUCUUCUUCCUGGGCGGCCCAGGCAGCGGAAAGGGCACCCAAUCCGCCAACCUCGUCAAAUCCUACGGCUUCGUGCACCUCUCCGCCGGCGAUCUCCUGCGCGCCGAACAAAUCCGCGAGGGCAGCCAGUACGGCGACCUGAUCCGCGAAUACAUUCGCGAGGGCAAGAUCGUGCCUAUGGAAGUGACCGUUGCGCUGCUGUCGAACGCAAUGGCCGAUUCGCUGGCCACCUCGCCGCCCGCUGCUGGCACCAAGGCGCGCUUCCUGAUCGAUGGAUUCCCGCGCAAGCUCGACCAGGCCGUUUUCUUCGAGGAGACUGUUUGCCCGUCUGAGCUGGUCCUGUUCCUCGAUUGCCCUGAGGAUGUGAUGGAGACUAGACUGCUGAAGCGUGGCGAGACUAGUGGUCGUGAUGAUGAUAAUGCGGCGUCGAUUCGCAAGCGUUUCCACACUUUUGUUGAGACUUCUAUGCCCGUUGUUGAGGACUUCCGGAAGAAGGAUAAGGUUGUUUCGGUUUCGGCGGAUAGCUCUGUUGAGGAGGUCUAUGAGGAGGUCAAGAAGGGUAUUGAGGCUCGUGGUUUGCACGCUCGUUAA